This is a messenger RNA of Aspergillus sclerotioniger CBS 115572, 873 nucleotides long. RefSeq lists its product as uncharacterized. The transcript is spliced from 2 exons. The coding region runs from base 66 to 662 and encodes 198 amino acids. Lineage: Eukaryota; Fungi; Ascomycota; Eurotiomycetes; Eurotiales; Aspergillaceae. The record is from RefSeq and is a predicted model, not a curated record.
GUUCUAUCUCCAUCUCAUCAACAACUACAUCUUCCCUGUCCCAUACACAGAACAACAUCAACAAAAUGGCCCUCUUCAUCACCCUCCUAACCCUCACCACCCUCCUCACCCCCGCCCUCACCACCAACUGCAGCACCAGCCCCUUCACCGUGAUCUCCACCCGCUCCGGCACCCCCAUCCAAAACCUCCCUUUAACCGCCGCCUCCAACAAUUUCUACCUCGACGGGACGACCUCAUCUUACUGCCUGCCCCAAAUUGCAGCUUAUGAUGCUUGUCCACCAGGCAACGAAACCGUAAUCAGCGGAAACAACUACCUCGACUCCGCCUACGUCCAAGAAAUCUACAUCGACCCCACCGGCGCCGUCAAAUUCGUCGAAGCCCACACAACCUACAUGCCUAGCGGCGCCUCAACAGCCACGUUCUGCUACACGCCCGGCACAGAGUACGGAACCUGGACGUAUACUGGCCUCGGCGCGACGGGGUUCAUGGCGUGUCCGAUCACAACCACGGAGGUAGCAGAUGCUGGUCCGUACCAGGUGUUUGCGGCUUUGGGAAAUGCGUCGGUUCCAACGGGGAAUGUAUCGGAUUGUUUGGAUUUUGAGGCUUUGGCGGUGCCGUGGGGUGGGGUGCAGGGGAGUGUGGCGGCUUGGGAGUAUGUCUGAUUUACACCCUACAUAGUACUUUUGGGUUGGGGUUUAGGUUGGGGGAUGAUAUGAUCUGUUGGUUGGUAUUUGGGGGGUGAGUGUUAGGUUUAUAGAUUAGUCGGUAUCGGUCGCUUAUAUUGUCGAUGGAAGUUAGGAUAUAGGAUGGGGUUGCGGCCAUAACCCUAAAUCAGAGCUACGUUAUUUAUAUACAGUUUGAAGUCAAAGAACA